AGGCCCUUCAUCAAAAAUGGUUUGUUUCAUAAAUUGACCUGUUUUUCUUGUCAUUUCUUUCUCGCUGCGUCCUUCAUUGGGUUUACUUCGACGAUGAAUAAUCACCACCACCAUAAACAUGCCCAGUAAUCGUAAUGCUAGCCAUGCUAGGCUCGAUCGGCAUGGCCAUGAUCAUACUGGCCUGUGCACUUCCCGCGUACAACUUGUGGUGGCCAAUAUUCGUCGUACUUUUCUACAUAAUAUGUCCUAUACCGACGAUGAUUGCAAAGAGACAAAAUUCGGAUGACGCAUCGCGUGCUGCUAACGCAAUGUUUGCUACGAUCGGUAUCGUCAUGAGCAGUUUCGCACUGCCCAUUGUCAUGGCUCGUGCAGAAGUGAUCCAAUGGGGUGCAUGUCUUCUUACGCUAGCGGGUAAUGUAGGCGCCUAUGCGACCAUUUUGGCGUACUAUUUCGGUUUCGAAUCGAACGACUCGAGCAUGUGGUGAGGUGCAGUACUGUCGUUAACGCUAUCCGUAAAAAUCAAUGUGCGCAAAGAAGCGGCAGAACUCGUUUCGAUAAGCGAACCAAAACAUUGCCUACAUAUUUUCAAGCAUCUUCAUCUUCCAUUGUCAUCAGCUGCUAUUCCACUCCGUGACGAUGUGUGCGAUAUUGCAUGCGAAUUAUCGAUACUGCUUCAAAUGAAUGUGUGAGAACAGGUGCCGGAAGUCGUUUCAUUUAAAUCAUCAACUACUUAUUUUAAUCCCAAUUGCGAAUGGAUGCAAAAACAAGCGACCAUGUGUUUACAGAUCAAAACUUAAUUAAGUGUAUAAAUUAUUUUACAAUUCCUCAUUGAAUAAAAUGAUACUGUUUAGAGAACAUCAUUUAACAAAAUA
Molecule: messenger RNA, 872 nt
Organism: Anopheles funestus (African malaria mosquito)
Lineage: Eukaryota; Metazoa; Arthropoda; Insecta; Diptera; Culicidae
Product: leptin receptor overlapping transcript-like 1
Exons: 4
Coding region: 135-485 (116 amino acids)
Biological process (GO): late endosome to vacuole transport via multivesicular body sorting pathway
Cellular component (GO): endosome
Source: RefSeq, a predicted model, not a curated record